Messenger RNA from Abrus precatorius (Indian licorice), 1181 nucleotides. Its product is annotated as probable WRKY transcription factor 17. Bases 217 to 1164 code for a protein of 315 amino acids. Gene Ontology annotation, molecular function: sequence-specific DNA binding; DNA-binding transcription factor activity. The transcript has 3 exons. Gene Ontology annotation, biological process: regulation of DNA-templated transcription. The record is from RefSeq and is a predicted model, not a curated record. Lineage: Eukaryota; Viridiplantae; Streptophyta; Magnoliopsida; Fabales; Fabaceae.
ACCGCAUAGACUUGAAAAACUCAGUUUGACUAAAACCAAAGAGACUCUCUCUCUCUUACAGAGUCACCAUUUCUUGCAUUAUUGCAUAUAUAUAUCCACCAUCCCCAAAACCUUUCACCCUUCCAAACCCACUUCCCUUCCUUCUUCAAUCUCUUAUCUUUACAUGGCAGUUUGAGUGUUCAUUAAUCUCUAAAACCCCUUAUUUUCAUUCACAGAAUGGCAGUGGAACUCAUGGGGUUCCCAAAACUUGAAGAACAGAAGGCCAUACAAGAGGCUGCAUCAGAAGGCCUCAAGGGCAUGGAGCACCUGAUCCGAACCCUCUCCAACCAACCCACCCACUUAAACACCCACCUCACCGACGUAACCGUUUCCAAGUUCAAAAAACUCAUCUCCUUGCUCAACCGAACCGGCCACGCCCGUUUCAGACGCGCUCCGCUUCACGCGCCUUCCACAUCCCAACCGGUUCAGCUCCCUCCCCCGCAAAACCCCACUCUUUCUUCGCCGCCGCAGUUCGCUUCUCCGGCGCCUGUCAACCACGCGCCGGCGAGCGUGACGCUCGAUUUCACGAAGCCGCACAACACCGUUUUGAGCUCCCACGCAAAGUCCGUUGAGCUCGAGUUCUCCAAAGAGACCUUUAGCGUCUCCUCUAACUCAUCGUUCAUGUCCUCCGCCAUCACCGGCGAUGGUAGCGUUUCCAACGGAAAACAAGGAUCGUCGAUUUUUCUCACGCCCGCACCGGCACAGGCACCGCCAGCCACCUCCGCCGGAAAACCACCGCCGUUUAAGAAACGGUGCCACGAUCACCGUGAACACUCCGACGACGUCUCUGGAUCCAGCAAGUGCCACUGCAUCAAGAGAAGGAAAAAUAGGGUGAAGAAGACGGUGAGAGUGCCGGCCAUUAGUUCGAAGAUCGCGGAUAUACCGCCGGACGAGUACUCGUGGCGGAAAUAUGGUCAAAAACCGAUCAAGGGGUCACCGUACCCACGGGGUUAUUAUAAGUGCAGCACGGUGAGAGGGUGUCCAGCAAGAAAACACGUGGAGCGUGCACCAGACGAUCCAGCGAUGCUGAUAGUGACGUAUGAGGGGGAGCACAGGCACGCGGUUCAAGCCGCGAUGCAGGAGAAUGCAGCCGGGGUUGUGGGUUUGGUAUUCCAGUCAACGUAAAGGGUUGAAUAAAAAAA